AUGGACCCAAAUGGCGAUAGGGAGGUGCUGGCCGUUGCGCGGGUAGACGGCGGCGCGGAACUAACGGAGAUUCCCCCACAGUUUCUCCUACCAAAACCCAAAAAGAUGGCGCGCGACGGCCUCGUUCACGGACGCCCCUCCGCGCUCCACGAGGCGAUGCAAAACGAACGCUACAACAAGAAACUCGCGCGCGAGGCGGCGAGCCGGGAGCUAUUGCGCUACCGCGUCCCCGUGAACCGCCCGCUCCCGCCCACUUCCGGAGAGGCCGGCGGGGAGAAAUACGAAGCCGCGGCGAAGGUGGAGAGCAUCUUCGCCCCGCUCUUUCGCGACGGCUCGGCCGGCAGGGGGGAAAGCGUCAAACUCGACUUUUUGACCCCGGCCGCUCACAAUCCCCGGCUCGAGGUUGAGCAGAAGAAACUGAAAGAGCAGGAGGCGCUCAUCGCCUUCAGCGCGCACCCGGCGACCAGCAAGAAGGAGAAAAAGCCGAACCUCGACAUGAAGGUGCCAAAGGGUUUCGUCCCGCAGUGCGCCACCGUGCAAACGGCGUCCUCGGCGUCGCGAAACGAGGGAAGAGCGGAGGUCGGCAGGCCGAGCGGGAGCCGACAGGCGUCGCAAAUGAGGAGCCCGGGGUGA
This is a messenger RNA of Trypanosoma grayi, 633 nucleotides long. RefSeq lists its product as hypothetical. Bases 1 to 633 code for a protein of 210 amino acids. Lineage: Eukaryota; Euglenozoa; Kinetoplastea; Trypanosomatida; Trypanosomatidae. The record is from RefSeq and is a predicted model, not a curated record. The transcript has a single exon.